GCGACGCAACUUGGCUCGAUAUAUACUCCACAAUUUCUCCGGCCAAGGAUCGGUGGGCAAUAAGCGGACGGCGCGAUGUCGAACUCGAAUAUUGGUGGAUGAAUGUCCGUAUUCUCUCACCUGAAACGGUUGCGUAACAGUAUUACGAGAGGUCGAAAGGAAUCCGUCUUCGAGUGGCCAGUUUUGUUUGUUGUCUUGUGCGUGGUGCCUUCACGAACUGGGUCAAUACAGGGUCUUUAGAAUGUCUCUCAAGGAGUCGCUGUCGGACGUUCAACUGCAUCUAGCCGCGCUCAACGGCAACCUGCCGUUGCUCAAGCGAAUAUUGGACAGCGGAAAGGUGCACGUGGAUUCUCGCGAUAAGGAGGGCACCACUCCGUUAAUUUUGGCUUCAGCCAACGGCCACUUCGACUGUGUCAAAGAGCUUCUGGAACAAGGCGCCGAUCCAGCUGCGAAACGGAUUACAGGCACAACGCCGCUGUUCUUCGCCGCCCAAGGCGGCUUCUUGGACAUCGUGCAGUUUUUGUUGGACAAUGGGGCACCUGUCGAUUCUUGCAGCAUGGACGGCGGCAGCCCGUUGUUCGUGGCGUGCCAGAGCGGACACAUCGACGUCGUCAAGGAGUUGGUGAAGCGGGGCGCCAAAGUGAACAUGCAUAUGAAGGAUAGGGCGACGCCCCUGUUCAUAGCGGCCCAAAACGGGCACUUCAAAGUACUGCUGUUCCUGCUGGCGCAGGGAGCGGAGGCGGAUGCAAGGCGGACGGACGGUGCCACUCCCUUGUGGAUUGCGGCUCAGAUGGGGCACGAUCACAUCGUGGCUCAGCUGCUGAAAGCCGGGGCCAAAGUCGAUUCGGCAAGACAUGACGGAGCAACUUCCUUAUUCAAGGCGGCCCACAAGGGACAUUCGGCAGUUGUCGGUGAAUUAUUAAGAUACAAACCUUCCCUCGACUUACUUGCGAAUGGAGAAAGUCCCCUGCAUGCAGCUGCUUUGUCUGGUUCGUUGGCUGUUUGCAAACAACUAAUUGCGGCAGGAGCGAAUCCCAACUUGAAAAAUCAAGAGAAUCUGACACCCGCUGAUGUUGCAAUGAAAUCAGGAAGAAACAAUGCAAUACAUGACUAUUUAAGGAACUGUUCGAAUCGUAAAUGAAUUUUUAUGGGGUUUUCUAGGCUAAUUUUUAUGUUAUUAUAAAUAAUGUCUUCGAUACAGGGAGUUGUUUCUUCAGAUUAUUCCAUGGUCUAGUUAUAAAGACCGAUGACUCCAUAUUUCCGUGCAUUUUUAGCAUUUGUAAAAAUAUGUAAUUAUACUCAAGGAGAAACAAUUAUUCCGUACUACGAAUUUUAUUAGAAUGUGAUAAGAAUGUUUGUUGUACUGUUUGCACUUUAAAUGAAUAUGAAAUGUAGUAAUUGUUGUUAAAAAAGACUAAAUUUGUGCCUUCCCCACCGCAACAAAGUAUUAAUAUAUUACUCUCCGCUCAAUUUUUAAUAUAAUAGAGAGUUUCACUUUUUUCGUUCGUUUUACACUUGUUACGUUGUUUACAAUGUACUUAAUUAUAUUUAUCAUGUUCGUUAUUUACAUAAGGUAUAUGUAAUAGUUAAUAGUAUUUUAGUGAAAUAGUCUGGGAGGUAAUACCUUCUAAAAUUUUGAAUUGUUGCUAUUUAUUUAAUGAUGUAUAUUUCUUUGUUAUUUAUUGUUUUUGUAUUAUACUGUUUAAUAAAAUUUCUACACCAUUUUU
Molecule: messenger RNA, 1727 nt
Organism: Aethina tumida (small hive beetle)
Lineage: Eukaryota; Metazoa; Arthropoda; Insecta; Coleoptera; Nitidulidae
Product: ankyrin repeat domain-containing protein 29
Exons: 7
Coding region: 242-1141 (299 amino acids)
Biological process (GO): protein localization to ciliary inversin compartment
Cellular component (GO): ciliary inversin compartment
Molecular function (GO): protein binding
Source: RefSeq, a predicted model, not a curated record